Messenger RNA from Malassezia restricta, 714 nucleotides. Its product is annotated as SUR7/PalI family protein. Gene Ontology annotation, biological process: fungal-type cell wall organization. Lineage: Eukaryota; Fungi; Basidiomycota; Malasseziomycetes; Malasseziales; Malasseziaceae. The record is from RefSeq and is a predicted model, not a curated record. The coding region runs from base 1 to 714 and encodes 237 amino acids. The transcript has a single exon. Gene Ontology annotation, cellular component: plasma membrane; cell cortex of cell tip.
AUGCGGAUACUCGGUGCUGUUUAUGGACAGAUCCUAUUAUUCUGCGCGACAGGGCUGGUGAUCCUUGCGAACGUGGGACAGCUAACAGGUAACAUGGUGGCGCGUAACAUUCGACUGUUUUCUGUCCAGCCUUACAAUGAUUUCGAGAAUGGCAAAGGUACAACGAGCAAGUACGAUUAUCCUAUCGGCCAAAACAACGGUAUACGCCCUUUGUAUGCGUGGGGGUUGUACAACUACUGUGGUGGCUCGACAGACUACGAGGUUUUGCGUUGCUCGCCCUCCAAGUUUGGUUUCACAUUCAACAUUGUUCAAGCGGUUGCGGACGAUAUCCCUGCCAAUAUUAGCAAUAUUAACCUGCCAGCAAUCGAGAACCAGUCGUCCAUCACAAACUACACUAGGGCUGCAUUCUAUCUUCUUUUUGUCGGCACGAUCCUUGUGGGCGUAGCCUUUCUUGUUUCAUUGCUAUUCCACCCGGCCGCUCUCUCAUUGGCGUCUAUCCUCACAUUCCUUGGUUUUGCCGUGCUGGUAUGCGGUGCCAGCAUUGACACGUACUUCAUCAAUCAACUAAAGAACCACACUCUCGGUAUCCAGUCAUCGAUGAUUGAAUUUGGCAAUGCCCUUUGGAUGUUCUGGGCCGCUGUCGGCGCGGCUUUGUUCGCCAUGCCAGGACUUAUUGGUGGCGCUGCUGCUGGUCACGCAGAUACACCCUACUAA